AUGGAGCCUCAAGUGCAGAGACUGGUGGACAAGGUUUGGAGGAGGUUCCAGGAAACACCUCAGGACAAGCGCCUGUUAAUCGGAAUAGGCGGCAUCCCGGGCUCAGGCAAAACUACGCUGGCCCAAAUCAUCACCAAUGAUAUUAACGCCCUCUCCCUCAAGAAUGCGCCCUCAUCUCCUCCACCAGCGGCCUUCGUGCCCAUGGACGGCUUCCACCUCACUCGCGCCGCUCUCUCCGCUAUGCCCGACCCGGUCACCGCUCAUGCUCGUCGCGGCGCCCCCUUUACCUUUGACGCACCCAAGUUUCUUGCCCUUAUGAAGUCGUUACGGGAACCUAUUUCUCCCUCUGUAUCGAUAUUUGCGCCGUCUUUUGAUCACGCUGUAAAGGAUCCCAAAGAGGACGACAUUGCAGUACAACCUAUCCAUCGAAUUGUCGUCUUGGAAGGCAUCUACCUAACAUUAGAUAAGGACGUGUGGCGUGAUGCUGCCGCCUUGUUCGACGAGCUGUGGUUCGUCGAAGUGGACUUUGAAGUGGCGAGGAAGAGGCUGAGGGAGAGACAUCUCCGAGCAGGCAUUGUGCAGACCGUGGAAGAGGGCGAUAAGAGGGCCAUUGAAAACGAUCUGGUAAAUGGGAGAGAGAUUAUAGACUACAGGCUACAGGUUCACGAGUUGGUUCAGAGCAGGGAAGACGGAAACUGGGUCCAUGAAUAG
This is a messenger RNA of Trichoderma virens Gv29-8, 711 nucleotides long. RefSeq lists its product as uncharacterized. Bases 1 to 711 code for a protein of 236 amino acids. Gene Ontology annotation, molecular function: kinase activity; ATP binding. The record is from RefSeq and is a predicted model, not a curated record. Lineage: Eukaryota; Fungi; Ascomycota; Sordariomycetes; Hypocreales; Hypocreaceae. Gene Ontology annotation, cellular component: cytoplasm. The transcript is spliced from 3 exons.